AUGUUCAAUCAGGCAUGCUAUUCACAAGCUGCUCUUUCACUCGAUAUUGUCAGCUGGCUGAGGUUCUGUAUGGAUAAUUUAGCCAAUUCAAGGUUGGAAGAAUUGUUUUACUUGCUUUGGGGUGUGUGGAAGGAAAGAAACAAUAGAAUUUGGGAAAGCAAGCGAAGUCAGGCAGGCGAUGUGAUAAUCAAUUCUAUGGCUAGACUGUCUGAGUAUCGGUUUCACAAUACUAAGGCUGGUCGUAGUCAUAGUGUUAGGGCUCAGAAAUGGGAGUGUCCUCCUAUUGGUUUUCUUAAAAUAAAUUUUGAUGGCUCUUUUAAUCUAAGCACCAGGAAGGGUGGAAUCGGAUUUGUUGUUUGUGAUUCUGAAGGGAGGAUGUUGGCAAGAGGAGGACGUUCGGUUGCCAAUUUGAUUUCUCCUGAACAUGCUGAGGUCCUAGCAUGUAAGCUGGCUCUAAACUAUAUCGAGGAAAAUUCUUGCUUUCCUGCCAUUGUGGAAACUGAUGCACUGAUGGUUCAACGUCAACUUACUACUGCUGUAGAACCAAAUGCUUUUGUUCUUGGCAGAUUGUAUGAUGAUCUGGUUGAGUUUCUUGAAGGCAGGGCUCUGAAGGUUGUCCAUGUUAAGAGAAGUGCUAACAAUGUUGCGCACUUGAUAGCAAAUCAUGCUGCCAGUUCUAGUCAGGAAUUGUUGUUUUUUUCUGCUCCUCCUUUUUUAUCUGCUGCUGUUGCAGCUGAGUUGAGUAUUGUGUAA
This is a messenger RNA of Rosa chinensis, 753 nucleotides long. RefSeq lists its product as uncharacterized. The transcript has a single exon. NCBI's taxonomy places the organism in Eukaryota, Viridiplantae, Streptophyta, Magnoliopsida, Rosales, Rosaceae. The coding region runs from base 1 to 753 and encodes 250 amino acids. Gene Ontology annotation, molecular function: nucleic acid binding; RNA-DNA hybrid ribonuclease activity. The record is from RefSeq and is a predicted model, not a curated record.